AUGCAGAAGAGUCUGCUGGUGGGCCUCGGAGGUCAGGCUGUGAACGAGAACUCAAUUGACGAUGGCGACUGGCUCAUUCGUCCCAUCGCUGAAGUGACUCCUAAUGGAGGCUUUGUGCUGAGCGAAGGCAUUUCCGAGGGCCAGGCCUUGCGGUUCCACGUGCGGGACAAGGACUCGGCGGAGUCGGACCUGAAGCUGAUGCUGAACCGCUACAGGUUAGAGCGCACCUUCGUUGGUGGCGGGGAGCCCACCGGGUGCCUGCUCUUCACGUGUAAUGGCCGGGGUGAGGGCCUCUACGGGCGGCGCCACGUGGACGCCUCCGCGCUCAAGGAGGCCUUGGGUGAGGAGCUGGGCUCGCGCGUGAGCGGGUUCUUCUGCAAUGGCGAGCUGGGGGCGCCGGGCCUGGGCAUGGUGAGCAAGGACUUGGAGGAAAGGGACGAGGUCAAGAGCACGGCGCUGCACGGCUUCACCGCUGUCUUCGCGAUCUUGGUGCCAAAGGCGUGA
This is a messenger RNA of Effrenium voratum, 504 nucleotides long. NCBI's taxonomy places the organism in Eukaryota, Dinophyceae, Suessiales, Symbiodiniaceae. The record is from the annotation of a GenBank genome assembly.